This is a messenger RNA of Gavialis gangeticus (Gharial), 3178 nucleotides long. It is a transcript of the gene REPS2, whose product is annotated as RALBP1 associated Eps domain containing 2. Gene Ontology annotation, molecular function: calcium ion binding; protein binding. Bases 31 to 2244 code for a protein of 737 amino acids. The transcript is spliced from 23 exons. The record is from RefSeq and is a predicted model, not a curated record. Gene Ontology annotation, cellular component: plasma membrane; cytoplasm. NCBI's taxonomy places the organism in Eukaryota, Metazoa, Chordata, Crocodylia, Gavialidae. Gene Ontology annotation, biological process: endosomal transport; endocytosis.
AUCGCAUUGCAUUGCAGCGCCGCCGCCCUCAUGGAGCCGGGCGCUGCGGCGGCCCCGGCGCUCCUGCUGCCCCUGAGCGAGGCGGAGCAGCAGUGCUACGCCGAGCUCUUCGCCCGCUGCCGGCCCCGCCCCGCCCCCGAGGCGGCGGCGGGGGGAAGCGGCGUGGCCGAGCUGUUCAGGGCAUCGCAGCUGCCCGCCGACGCGCUGCACCAGAAAAAAGUAGGUAGCAGAAAUGAAACGGUGCCAGAGAAUGAAGUGCCAAAGAGGAAAUGCUGGAAUAAACUUCAGAAAUCCAAAAGCAGCAAGAUUACGGAACUGUGUGGUGCAAAACGUGUGGGUUACUUUGGUCCUGCUCAGUUUUAUGUUGCUCUGAAAUUAAUCGCUGCAGCACAGUCUGGCCUCCCAGUACGGCUAGAGAGCAUUAAGAGUGAAUUGCCUCUGCCCCGGUUUGUGGCAUUGAAAAAUGACAGUGAAAUGAGAUAUGGGACUCCAGCAGAAAUCCAUGGAGCCAAAUGUCAGAUUCCACACACAGCUUUGGAUAAAAAUUCCUUCAAAAGAGCAGACGAGGGAGAUAAACAGCAGGAAACCAAGUCUCCCCCUAUGUCACCAAUCGGUUCACCUCCUGCUUCUCCUUCUAGUUACCAGAGAGUGCCCUUGAGUUAUGGAUACAGCAAAUCAAGGAGUGGGCAUGAACAGAAGCAUGGAGCUUCCUAUGAAUCCAGACAUUCUGCUCAUCAACAGGAUGGAUCAGCAGCAGGGAAUUAUGGAGCCAAAUCUGCGCAUGGGCAACUUAGUAGGUCUCUUUCAGCAGAAAAGGAACCACAGGACAGCAGCAGUAAUUACUCAGAUGACCCCUGGAGGAUAACUGAAGAACAGCGAGACUAUUAUCUUAACCAGUUCAAAACCCUCCAGCCUGACCUGAACUCCUUCAUUUCAGGUACUGUGGCUAAGAAUUUCUUCACAAAAUCGAAGCUUCCUAUUCCAGAGCUUUCUCACAUAUGGGAACUAAGUGAUGUUGAUUGUGAUGGAGCACUGACACUAGCAGAGUUCUGUGCUGCCUUUCACCUCAUUGUUGCUAGGAAGAAUGGUUACCCAUUACCAGACAAGUUGCCAGAGACACUGCUGCCAGAUUAUCUUCAAACAGCUUCUCUUAAGCCUAUACGUGACUGUGCAUUAUUUGAUUCUUAUUCCGAGUCAUUGCCAGUCAGCCAACAGACCAGGGACUUCAAUCGAACUGAGCUUGAAACUCUUUGUGAAGAUCCAACCAACUCAGAGCCAUUGAUUCUCUUUGAUGUGAUGACCUCUGUUAUUGAGCCAAAGACAUCAGCUGAGGAGGUGCCUGAUAAAUCUGCUCUGACGCAAGCUGCAAAUAGUGAUGACAAGCAAGCCUUGAAAAUAAGCACUACUGUCAAAACAAUACCAAAGGAAUUUCAACACUUGGCUAUCAAAACAGUUGCUCAUGAAACGAACACACUCAAAGCAAGACCCAGAUCCAGGUCAUAUUCUAGCACAUCUAUUGAAGAUGCCAUGAAAAAGGGAGAAGAGCCCCCUACUCCCCCACCAAGGCCACAGAAGUCACAUUCCAGAGCCUCCUCCUUAGAUCUGAACAAAAUCUUCCAGCAAAACACUCAAGCUGCUAGAUCAGGCUGGUUACCACCACCACCUGCCCUGCCACCUCGGCCUUUUGUAUCACAGGUGCCACUUGUUGCAAAUACUGAACCAGCCACCCAACCCAAAUCAAGCUAUGUAGACUUCAGAGUACCGGAACAGGAAGGCAAGAUGAGGCCAGCCACGUUGCUGCCCCAUAACUCAGCUGGCAGAAAUUGGGAAAUCUACAAGACAGAACAAGUAUCUGAGAUUGAAUUACAUCCUCAGAUGAAUAGAGUCCCGCCACAGACAGAAGAAAGCAGCCCAACAAAAAAGGAGAUUCUGCUUACUCAGCCACCGUCCAAACCAAUCCGCAGGAAAUUUCGCCCCGAAAAUCAGAUGUUGGAGAACCAGGAGCUUUCUCCCACUAUAAGUGCAGCAUCUUCCUUGUCUGCUGUCAAGUCCCACCACCCAGUCCAAAAACAGUCUUCCAAGCAGAAGAGAGCUAUUCAGACUGCCAUUCGUAAAAACAAAGAAGCCAAUGCCGUGCUAGCCAGGUUGAACAGUGAACUCCAGCAGCAACUGAAGGAAGUUCACAAGGAACGAAUAGCACUGGAAACUCAGCUGGAGCAGCUUCGUCCUGUAACAGUUUUAUGACCUUCAGCACUUUAUUCAGUGGUGAUAACUGAGUCUUCAUGCCAAGAAUCUUCUGACUUUAUUAUUUGUGUAAAGUUUUCAGUUAGGCAAUGGCUGAGAGGAAAAUAAAACAUUGGGUUUCUUUUGCCUAUAACUAUGCACGUUUUUCUUCACAAAUGAAGGCGGUACACGAAAUGAAUGUCAUACAGUAGGGAAUGUCUAAAAAGUGGAAGUUUUUUCCCCACUGGUCCUUUUCGCCCCAUGGAUUCCUUCCAGAUGUUACAGAAUGCACAUUACCACCAAAUUGUCUAAACUCUGAAAUGAUCAGUAUUGUAUUUAUUUAAAGAAUUCCUGAUUUAUAUGCAUUCCUGGGGAAAAAAUGAUUCAUGGUUACAUGCUUUCAGAACUCUUGUUUAUAUUCAAAGCUCAUUUUCUGAAAUGGUUUCUUGGAUGUCUCUGAUUCAAAGAGGUUUAUAUCCUGGCAGAUUGUCUAUGCUGGUAAAACAUGAGAGAAUGAAAAAGAUUAUACAUAUGGAGUCCAUAACCACAAUCACAUCAGAUAAUUAUCUUUUGUAGUGCCAUUUAAGAUUCAUUUUUUAAUGUUUAUUAAUGUUAUAGCAUUUGUAUUUUGUAAGUUAAAAAGCAUGUAAAGGGCACUUUCAAGAAGUAAAAACUGUUGAGACUUGUUGAUUUUGGAAAUGUAAAAAACCCUUCAUUUCUGAGCUCUAGGCAGCAGGAAAGGUUCAAAAUGAGCAGGGGUGUGUGGGUGUGGGGUGUAUGUGUUGGUAGAGGAGGGGAUGUUUCUAAACCAACAUCGUAACUUUAUCAAUGGAAGUUAAAACAAACUAUAUAUUAGAGAUUUUCUCAUGUUUGUUUGCAUUGGCCUACAUUGCAUUUUGUUAAGAACCCAAACUAGACAUGUUUCCAGGGUAAAUAAAAUUAUGUGUAUGCUGUA